UUUGUUUACAUUUUUAUUUUUGUAUGUAAUUAAACGCUUGCAAUGAACUCUACGAAUACCAAUCUGGAGCACAUGACGUACAACUUACAGUACUUCAACUUUACAGCUGAACAAGUAUCCGCCGAGCGCGAGCAACUCGUACAUUCACUGCUGAGUAAUGCUUUGGACACUGCCAUCAAGAAAGUCCAGACACCAGCCACCGCCGAACUAUUGGCAAAGCAAAAAUACUUUGUGUUGGGUAAGAUUAAAGGAGCCUGCGAUAAAAAACUCGCAAAAUUGCGUGAGCUGGACAGCGCCACCUUUAAUGUUCCUCCAUAUGUGCUGCAAAUACAGGAUUUUGACUUGGAACACAAGCUGACAGCAGCCGAUGAACAAAAGAAAAUUACACACUUGGAAGAGCUGAAGAGUCGUUAUCGGGAGAACAUGGCCAUGUUAGCCGAACUGCAGGCAGAGCAGGAAAAGUAUGAUUCAAUUGAAAAGCAUAUCCAGCAUGAAAUGAAAAUACAUCAGCAGAUUUGCGACGCUUCUGCUUCCUUUGAGUACAAUAAGCUCACUAAGAUCGUCGGCAAACUGAUCAAAGAUCACGACCAGCAACAGGCUCAGCAGUAAAUGUGUUUUGCUCACUUUUCCCUUUUCUGUAGGCUAGUUUAGUUUUUCGACUUUAUGUUGCCACAUUUCUUAAGAUUUUCACUUAUAUGUAUAUAUAAUAACAUAUACAUUGCUCUGCUGUCGGGAGCGUUCCGUGCGUAUUUGCCAUUCCUUUUCUAUUUUCGAUGCUCUCUCUUGACGUCCAGAGCUACAUUAACAUCAACAGUUCAACAGCCGCCGUGGACGCCAGAAUACAACCAUACGCCGCAUUGCCUCACAAACUAAAGCAUGGGGUGUGCUUAUAGCUAGCGAGUUGAAGAAAAGUUUUUAUGUAGUUCUAUUUAUAAAGACUGCGCGGCGGCUACAUUUUUGCGAAACGAAUUUAAAAACAAAACUGCAAA
This is a messenger RNA of Scaptodrosophila lebanonensis, 989 nucleotides long. RefSeq lists its product as uncharacterized. Lineage: Eukaryota; Metazoa; Arthropoda; Insecta; Diptera; Drosophilidae. The transcript is spliced from 3 exons. The record is from RefSeq and is a predicted model, not a curated record. The coding region runs from base 43 to 609 and encodes 188 amino acids.